Nematocida major is the source of this 705-nucleotide messenger RNA. RefSeq names its product ribosome maturation protein SDO1. The transcript has a single exon. Lineage: Eukaryota; Fungi; Microsporidia. The record is from RefSeq and is a predicted model, not a curated record. The coding region runs from base 1 to 705 and encodes 234 amino acids.
AUGGUUUUUACGCCCGAGAAUGUGAAGAAGCUGCAGGACAUUGUGGUUGUUGUGUACAAAGGGAAGCACGGAACAUACGAGGUGGCAGCCCACCCGAAGAGGCUGUACGAGUACCGGAGAAAAACGGCCUCUCUCGAGGAUGUCCUGUGCACAGAAAGCAUAUUUUCCGACAUAAGCAGGGGAAGGCUUGCAAGCAGGAAAAGCAUAAGCGAGGAGUUCAAAAAGGACAACAGAGGCGCGCUGGAGGUAAUAUUAAGCCAAGGAACCGAGCGGAAGGACAGCGCCACCCGGGAGUACGAGCAGGAAAGCGCAAGGAAGGCCGUGGCAGAGGGCCUCCUGCAGCGGGUUCGAAAGGAAAACAACAGGCGGCUGACACAGGAGGAGGCCGAGGCCGUGCUGAAGACGAUCAACUACACCCCAAGCACAAAGCCCAUGAAGGUGCAGAUCUCGGACGCAAUAAAAAAGGCCGUCCAGCUGGGGUACAGCAAGCGAGCAAUCCAGGUCCGGGCGGGCAAAGGCAUGGACUGGGCGGCGCUGAAGAGCUCUCUUCCCGCAGGGUCCUUUAUCCGCGAAACAGCGCGUGCAGGGGUUGUGGAGAUGUCGGACGACCUGUAUGGACCGGUCCACCGCGCGGCGAGCGCGCAGGGCGUUGAGCUCGAGGAUCUUCCGGAGGACGAAGAAGCAGGCGCCGAGGUUGCGUUAUAG